UACUGACAUCUAGCACUCUAACCUAACACUGUGCAAUCACAAUGUGAAGUUCUGUAAACAGUACGAUAAUACGCUGCAUUAUGAUUUGUUUGUUCAUUGUUCCUAAAUGUAAUUUAUUCGCAGCAAGACGCAUCAAUUGUACUUUUAAGAAGUUAUGACAUCAAAACAAAAUUUUGACAAUAAGAAAACGUCUUUAUGCCGUUUCUGGAUUUCUUAAAAAUUAAACAAAUAAAAGAAUAUUACAUUCAUUUCUUAUUACUCGAACCAUUAAAAAGAAGUAUGAUCGGGAAAACAACCAUUUAAUAAAUUAUGUCUUUUCACUACAUCUGAUAUUAAUAGUAUGAAGCCACAUACAUGCUGGCAUUAUAUCUCUUUAUUGUUAGUGCUUAGUAUUGGAAUUGAACUGUUGUGCAACCAAGUAAAUGGUUCAGUCGAUAGUAAUAAUUCUAUUAAUUCUGAUCUUCCUAAUACUGCCAAAUUACCAUGUCAUGGCACUGGUCCAGAACAAGUAAAAAUUCACUUUGCCAAUAGAAUUGUUGAAAAUGAAUACAUUGUUGCAUUUAAGGGUUAUUAUAAAUCACACACACGUGAAAAUUAUAUAAGAGCUGCAUUGAAUUCAUCUGGCAUUCAUAAUUGGAAGAUUUUAUUUCGUGACAAUUUGGCCAACAAUUUUCCUAGUGACUUUGAUGUUGUUCGAUUGGAAGAAACAGAUAAACAUAAUGGCCUUGAUGCUUUAACAGAUCAUCCUCUAAUUAGGAGAGUAACUCCUCAAAGACUUGUACAGAGAAGUUUAAAAUUUGUUAAUACAUCGGAAGAUGCUGAUUUUCCAGAAUAUAAAAAUUUUAAAAGAAAAAUUAACAAUUAUAACAACCAAUUCUGGCAAUCAACCAAUAGACAUACAUCCCGCAGAUUACUAAGAGCCAUACCAAGACAAAUUACAAGUAUACUUCAAGCUGAUGCUUUAUGGGGAAUGGGUGUUACUGGAAAUGGUGUCAAGGUAGCAAUAUUUGAUACGGGGCUGGCAGCUAGUCAUCCUCAUUUUAAAAAGAUUAAAGAACGUUCAAAUUGGACAAAUGAAAAAACAUUAGAAGAUGGGUUGGGUCAUGGGACAUUUGUAGCUGGAGUUAUCGCAUCAUCUUGUAUAGAUUGUCUUGGUUUUGCACCUGAUGCAGAACUUCAUAUUUUUCGUGUUUUUACUAAUACACAGGUGUCCUACACUUCUUGGUUCUUAGAUGCAUUCAAUUAUGCUAUUCUUACAAAAGUUACAGUAUUGAAUCUUAGUAUCGGUGGGCCAGACUUUAUGGAUCAUCCAUUUGUUGAUAAAGUGUGGGAACUAACUGCAAAUGGUGUGAUUAUGAUCUCUGCAAUUGGUAACGACGGGCCUUUAUAUGGUACUUUGAAUAAUCCCGCGGAUCAAAUGGACGUCAUCGGAGUAGGUGGAAUUAAUUGGGAAGAUCAAAUAGCAAGAUUUUCAUCGCGAGGAAUGACAACAUGGGAGUUACCCUCUGGAUAUGGGAGAGUGAAGCCUGAUUUAGUUACAUAUGGAUCAGGAGUACGAGGAUCUGCAUUGCAAACAGGUUGUAGAACAUUGUCUGGAACUUCUGUUGCUAGUCCUGUUGUUGCUGGAGCUGUAGCACUUUUAGCCAGUGGAUUCGUACAAGCAGACGGAUCUCAAACUGUUAAACAAAGAGUAACUCCAGCAAGCAUGAAACAAGCAUUGCUUGGUUCAGCACGUCGCUUACCAGGAGUUGGAAUGUUUGAACAAGGCGCAGGAAAGUUGGAUCUAUUGCGAGCAUUUCAUUUUCUUCGUUCGUAUACACCGAUUGCUACUCUUAGUCCAAGCUAUAUAGAUCUAACUGAAUGUCAGUAUAUGUGGCCAUACUGUACACAAGCUGUGUAUCAUACUGGUAUGCCUACAAUUGUAAAUAUAACUAUAAUAAACGGUUUGGGAGUAUCUGGACAUGUAGCAGAACUUUUGUGGCAUCCUUAUACCGGUAAUGGAAACGGUGAACGAAUCGAUGUAUCAAUAACUCACAGUGAUGUUCUCUGGCCGUGGUCUGGGUGGUUAGCAGUUGCAAUAACUGUUCCAUCAUCUGCUCGUGACUGGCAAGGCAUAGCGCAAGGUUAUAUAUCUGUUACAAUUGAAUCACCACCAAGCGAUGGAGAAGAAAAACCAAGACAAUCUAAAAUAGAACUACCUUUAAAGGCGAAGGUUAUUCCUACACCGCCCCGUCAUAAACGCAUUCUGUGGGAUCAAUAUCAUAACCUACGUUAUCCUCCGGGAUAUUUUCCAAGAGAUGAUUUACGUGCAAAAAAUGACCCCCUCGAUUGGAAUGGUGACCAUAUCCACACGAAUUUCAAAGAUAUGUAUCAGCAUUUACGUAAUGCGGGUUACUAUUUAGAGGUACUCGGUGCACCGUUCACUUGUUUUAAUGCCAAAAAUUAUGGUACUUUGCUUAUUGUGGACACAGAAGAAGAAUUUUUUCCCGAAGAAGUAGCGAAAUUAAAACGAGAUGUAGAGGAGGAAAGUCUCUCUAUAAUAGUAUUUGCAGAUUGGUAUAAUGUUACUGUUAUGAGGAAGGUAAAAUUUUACGAUGAAAAUACUCGACAGUGGUGGAUUCCAGAUACGGGUGGAGCAAACGUUCCAGCCUUGAACGAUCUGCUAUAUCCCAACUGGGGAAUAGCAUUUGGAGAUCAAGUGCGCAAUGGCCAAUUUACUCUUGGUCAGCAUCCUCCUGUAACUUUUGCCUCUGGAACUACAAUCACCCGGUUUCCAAAAGAUGGAAUUAUUAUUUAUGUCGAAUUACAUGAUCAAGGACAAGAGCUUUUACUUGAAUCUGAAUCAAAAUCUACAAUUUCUGUGCCAAUUCUUGGACUUUUUCAAACAAGCAGCUAUAAGAAUAUUAAAAAAAUGUAUCAUGAUAACCAUGACAACAAUGUUAUAACGGAUAAAGGAAACUUGGAAAAAUAUAACAUGAAAGAUCAAAUAAAUAUUGUGCCAGGCAGAAUUGUGGUGUAUGGAGAUUCAAAUUGCAUCGACGAUAGUCACUUACAGAAACCUUGCUUCUGGAUGCUUGAUGCUAUACUAGAGUACACAACAGCAGGUCAUAUUGCAACUGUUUUUACUGACGAAAGUCAGACCAAGGCAAAUAUUCUUGAAAAGCCUGGUAUUUUAGAUAGUGAAUUACCACAACGUAUGGAAGGUAGUCAUUUAAGACGUCAUAGUAAAGUGUUACUACCUGAAAAUACUAAUACUGGCCACAUUCGACCACUUCCAUCUUGCCCUACUAUCAUCCUGGCUAUUCCAAGACCUUUAAAUGAAUCUGUCCCUAUAAAUCUUUAUAAACCUCAGAAAUUACUAUCUGUAAGAGAUACAAUAAUUGCAGUAAAUCCAGUGUUGCAAGAUUCGAGUCCUCUAUGGCUUAGAAGGCGAGUGGGCGGUGCAAACAUUCCUACCCUACAUCACGCGGAGCAGAAUAAUAUUGACGAAUUAGAACAAACCGAUGAAGAUAAUAGUGAAAUAUUUACAAGUAAGUGGAGCUACAUGGCAGGAAUCAUUAUUGUAGGAGUUAUUGUUCUCUGUUUAUUAAAUCGAUGGUAUUGCUUAAUAUCAAAAAGACAUUCUCGAAGAAAACGAACAGUCGGUAGAUUACGUAGAGUUAUUCAAACAAUUUCUGUGCGCAGAGUGCCUUAAAUGUGACUUUAUAUCUGACAAACUUUCAACCACUACAAGAUAAUGUUUAAUUAUCUAUGGUUAACGCUUAGAGAAGAACAAACUAUAUUAUGUGCCUUUAAACUUACAGUACUCGACAUACAUUAUUUUGAUAAAUUUCGUGUAUCACUAAUUCAUUCUAUACAUAUACGUAUUUCGGUUGACAUACAUACAUGAAAAUGCAAAAUUGUUGUAUUAUUCUUUAUUUAAUCGCUUAAAGUAAUUUAUUUAAAUAAAUUUAAGUCACAAUAUAGGUUUUAUUACAAAUAAAUAUAGAAGUAUGUUAGUAAAAUACAAGGAAAAUAAAUAUAAAUUUGCAUUUCCAACAAAUUGUGAAGAUAUAGUUGUGGCUUAUCAUUAAUAACAUUUUAUAUAUUUGUAUGUGUAUUUUACGAAACACAUUAAUCUUUAAGUUUAUAAAAUACAUAUUUACUUGUAGUGCACAAGCAUAUAUGAGAGAAUUAUUAUAUUAUAUUAAUAUUGAUAGAAGAAUAAUAUAAGUUUUUUUCCACUGUUAUUAACUUGUGAUAUGUAAUAAUUAUUGUUUUAAUAUAUGAUACAGAUUUUGUUACAAAAAUUUAUUUCACUAAGUAGUAAUACAAUAUUUUUAAUUUAGGAAUGAUUUAAACAAUCAAACAAAUUAUACAAACAAUAAGACUAUACCUUUUUAUGUAUAAAUUUAUUUAUGUAGUGACACGAAAAGAUUUUACUAUUUGCGUAUAACGUUGUUGAUAUGUAAAACAAUAAUUGUAUGUUUCUAAAAUUGUUUAUAUUGAAAUCAAUAACAAUUCAGUUGUAAAAUGGA
Molecule: messenger RNA, 4517 nt
Organism: Hylaeus volcanicus
Lineage: Eukaryota; Metazoa; Arthropoda; Insecta; Hymenoptera; Colletidae
Gene: S1P
Product: membrane-bound transcription factor site-1 protease
Exons: 15
Coding region: 341-3694 (1117 amino acids)
Biological process (GO): proteolysis
Cellular component (GO): Golgi apparatus
Molecular function (GO): serine-type endopeptidase activity
Source: RefSeq, a predicted model, not a curated record